Messenger RNA from Hippopotamus amphibius kiboko, 872 nucleotides. RefSeq names its product PDZK1 interacting protein 1 (gene PDZK1IP1). The transcript has 5 exons. NCBI's taxonomy places the organism in Eukaryota, Metazoa, Chordata, Mammalia, Artiodactyla, Hippopotamidae. The record is from RefSeq and is a predicted model, not a curated record. The coding region runs from base 220 to 564 and encodes 114 amino acids.
CUGGGCUCAUUCAAGGCAGGAGCAAGAAUAUGUCACUCCUUUCCCCAGAACCCAGCCUCGCCGCCAGGAAAGGGGAACGGACGCAAGACUCCGGGAGGCCUGGGGCUUAGAGGGUCUGACGGAGCCCAGCUGAUCUCAGCAGACGCCCACAGGCCCCACAGCAACUCCAAAGCCCAGAUUCCAGCGGCCGGAGAGGAGGCCCAGGAGCUGCCUGCGGCCAUGUCAGCCCUCAGCCUGGUCAUCUGGGGCCUGCUCACGGCAGUGCCACCCGCCAGCUGUCAGCAAGGCCUGGGGAACCUGCAGCCCUGGAUGCAGGGCCUUAUUGCCGUGGCUGUGUUCCUAGUCCUUGUUGCCGUUGCCUUUGCCAUCAACCACUGCUGGUGCCAGAAAGAACCGGAGCCUGUGAACAUGGUCAUGACAAUUGGAAACAAGGCAGAUGGGAUCCUGGUAGGAACGGAUGGCAAGUACUCCCCGAUGGAGGCCGGUUUCAGGUCCAAUGAGCACGAGAAUGCCUAUGAGAACCACCCGGAGGAGGAGGGCAAAGUCCACAGCACCCCGAUGUGACCCCUGCUCGCCUGCAACCAAUGCCCAGGCCCCUGCGUCUCUGUAUUGGAAUCUUCAGUGAGGGGCUGACUCCUCCAGCCCCCACACUUGCCCCACCCUCCAGCCAAGGUCAGAGCUCAGACUCUGUCCAGGUUGGGGCUCAGCUGUGGCUCUGGGGUCCUAGGGGGUCUCCCACCUAAUUUAAUUCAGAAGAUCCUUCUGAAAAAGACAAUCAGCUCAGCGCCUCCUAUCCUGCCUCACCUCUCCCUCCCCCUAACUGUGGAAAUGGCCCUUAUUUCUGUGAAAUAAAGACAUUUUGUAUUUCUGGG